AUGGAGUGCCAUGUGCACGAGGACGACAUCAUCAUCCGCGUCAAAAGCAACAUAAGUUAUUAUAGAGCAAAAGACAUGAAGGCGAUGAACUCGACAGAAGAAGGGGCCGUGUUGGAGUUUACUCUGCUUGGCCUUGCAAGCUUUUCCAAGACGGGUAUCGUGUUAUUCCUCCUCUUGCUUGGCAUCUAUAUAUUGAUCCUAACGGGAAACCUUCUCAUCAUCGUCACCGUCCACCUGGAGCCGCGUCUCCAGUCCGCCAUGUAUUACUUUCUGAGCAGGUUGUCCUUUGUGGACCUGUGCUACGCCACGGUGACCGUCCCCAAAAUCCUAACAGACUUCCUCUCCGAAAGCGACACGAUAUCCACCGACGCCUGCAUCGCCCAGCUGUUCUUCCUGCACUUCUUUGCGGGCACGGAGAGCAUUCUCCUCACCGUCAUGGCGUACGAUCGCUACGUUGCCAUAUGCCACCCGUUACGUUACGUUAGUAUUAUGAGCAAAAACACGUGUUACCUGCUUGAGUCCGUUUGCUGGACUGCGAGUUUUCUGCAUUCCAUCAUCCAGGUGGCCAUGGUUUGCCAACUGACCUUCUGUGGUCCCAAUAAGAUUGACCAUUACUUCUGUGACAUCCACCCCUUGUCCGCGCUGGCCUGCUCCGACAUCUUCAUCAUCGAAGUUGUGUUUGUUGCAAACAGCGGAAUGAUCUCCUUGAUCUGCUUUGUUGUGCUUUUGGCCUCAUACAGCGGAAUCAUCUCCACCAUUCUAAACACGGCUUCCGAAGAGGGUCUCGGGAAAGCCUUUUCUACCUGCGCCUCCCACCUCACGGUGGUGACCUUAUUUUUUGGACCAUGUGUUUUUAUCUACUUGAGACCCUCCGUAUCGUACAGAGCCGAUAAAACGGGAUUUAGCGCGCAUGUCCUCGUGAGUCUGAUUGGAUGCGCGUCACGAGGUAACUGCGCCAAGCGCGUAUUCCCGAAUGGCAAUAGCGGGUUCCGCGUCCCCGAGAUUGUAUCUCCGGGGAACUAG
Spea bombifrons (plains spadefoot toad) is the source of this 1023-nucleotide messenger RNA. RefSeq names its product olfactory receptor 4Q3-like. The record is from RefSeq and is a predicted model, not a curated record. Gene Ontology annotation, molecular function: olfactory receptor activity; G protein-coupled receptor activity. Bases 1 to 1023 code for a protein of 340 amino acids. Gene Ontology annotation, biological process: G protein-coupled receptor signaling pathway. The transcript has 4 exons. Gene Ontology annotation, cellular component: membrane. Lineage: Eukaryota; Metazoa; Chordata; Amphibia; Anura; Pelobatidae.